Mesocricetus auratus (golden hamster) is the source of this 789-nucleotide messenger RNA. RefSeq names its product mitochondrial ribosomal protein L32 (gene Mrpl32). Gene Ontology annotation, cellular component: mitochondrial large ribosomal subunit. Gene Ontology annotation, molecular function: structural constituent of ribosome. Gene Ontology annotation, biological process: translation. The record is from RefSeq and is a predicted model, not a curated record. The coding region runs from base 26 to 604 and encodes 192 amino acids. Lineage: Eukaryota; Metazoa; Chordata; Mammalia; Rodentia; Cricetidae. The transcript is spliced from 3 exons.
CUGGCGGUGUGCGCCGGGUCCCAGCAUGCAUCCAUCUCCAGUGAGAGUCAUGGCGUCUCGUUUGCUGCUGCUUCGCUUCCCGUGGCCGGCGCGACCGCUCCGCAGGUGCAGGGAGCUGCUGCAGCAACUGCAGCGGAGCUGGAAUGGCGUUGCCAGUCCUCAGUGGGCACCAGCAUUAGCAGUCCAGGGCCCAUCUGUAUUCACAGAACUAGCACAUGAGACCAAUGGAAAUAAAGAGAAUUCCAGCUUUUUAGAUAGUAUCUUUUGGAUGGCAGCUCCCAAAAACAGACGCACCAUUGAAGUUAACCUGUGUAGGAGAAGAGACCCCCGGAAGCUUAUUAAAGCUAAGAACAAUAUAGACAUUUGCCCUGAGUGUGGUCACCUGAAGCAGAAACAUGUCCUUUGUGGCUAUUGCUAUGAGAAAGUACGCAAGGAAACAACAAAAAUCAGACAACAAAUAUGGGCUCAAGAAGGGAACCCCUUUAAAGCUCCUACUGUAGAGACUGUGGUACUGUACACAGGAGAGAAACCAUCAGAACAGGAUCAGGGCAAGAGGAUUGUGGAACGAAACAUGAAGAGGCCAUCUUGGUUCACCCAGAAUUGACACUGAAGAAGUUAAAAGGAUAAUUUCAUAGUAAGGAAAGUUUCAUACUAAGUCUCUAAAAUCAGGAGUCUUUGUUUUCAUAUUGUGCCUGUUUUCAUGUCAUUGUAUUUUAAAAUGGACUUUAUCAGCUGUUAGUUUUAAAUGAGAAGAGUGUAUCUUGAAUAAACUCAACAUAUUUAUGCAAA